AUGAUAUCUUCAAAUUCUUCAACUUCUACAAAUCCUUCUUCUAACCUGUCAAAACACACUUCUACAAAUCCUUCUUCCAACCUGCCAAUACGCACAAAACCUUCUCAAAAACCUAAGAUCUCUAUAGCUACUCAGUCUACAUGGCAUAAGAGAUUAGGACAUUCUUCAAAAAUCGCCAUUCAAAAUCUUGCAAAUGAUGCAACUGGCAUUCAAAUCACCCAUCAAGAAGAUGCUGCGGACGAGCUUACCACCGAGCUUUGCAAACCCUGCCAUCUAUCUAAUGCGGAAAAUCAAAUAUCUAGACGUCCCCACGUUAGAUCUCAUACACCGAAUCCAACACCUGAACCUACGCCAGGGCCAGCGGGCCCUAAUGUUGAUACAGGUCCUAAUGUUGAUACAGGUCCCAAUAUUGAUAUUAAUACUCAACCAGCUGCAAUAGAUGAUUGUACACGGAACAUUGCACCUAGAGCUCACAAUAUCAGUGCUAUCUUUGAUGAAGAUAAUAUCAUUGAAGGCCGCAGAACCCGAAAUCACAGAGCUGCCCACCUUGUGGCAGUUGCAAAUGCCAAAGCCAAUCCUUUUCAAAUGAUCAAUGAAGCAUACUCUCAUUCUCAUUCUCACCCAGACUUCUACAAGUCUCAAAAUUUAUUUCCUAAUACUGUUUUUACUGUUAUCAACAAUACAUCUACCUCAACAGCAUCAAUUCCUUCAAGGAUCCAUAGAUCUCAACUGCCAGAUCCACCGAACCACUGGGCAGAUGUUGAAAAACACCCACAUCGCGAAGAAUCCGAGAACGCUAGGCUUCACCUCUAUGCCAGAGGAUUGCUGCCUCUUCUCAAAUGA
This is a messenger RNA of Blastomyces dermatitidis ER-3, 843 nucleotides long. RefSeq lists its product as uncharacterized. Bases 1 to 843 code for a protein of 280 amino acids. The record is from RefSeq and is a predicted model, not a curated record. The transcript has a single exon. NCBI's taxonomy places the organism in Eukaryota, Fungi, Ascomycota, Eurotiomycetes, Onygenales, Ajellomycetaceae.